GACUGAGUGGGAGAGAUGCCAAAUUUCCAAUCCUAUCAGUACUCCGCUUUGUAGUAUAUAUAUAUAAAAUCUUCAUCCAGUCCCAAUCUCAUCCACAUUCAAACUCUUCCUUCCCGUGAUCUGUAACUCUGCUUAUUUAUUAUCUUCUUCUCACGUUUCAUCACUCCUUUUUUCUGGUGAAAACCCAGUUUUUCUUUUCUCCCCUUUUCGCGUGAUUCUAGGUUGGGACAAAAAAAGAAGAAAGCUGUAGAACAGAUCAGUUGGUUGGAUUCUCGUGUACCCAUUUUUUUGGCACUUUUGGUGUUCGUUUAAUUGCCUCACGGGCGUGGAAGAAGAAAUCGUGUAUAAAUCUUGCCAUCGACAGGAACGAUGAGUAGGAAUCUGGAGAAGAUGGCGUCGAUUGAUGCGCAGCUGAGGUUGCUCGCCCCGGCAAAGGUCUCCGAGGAUGACAAGCUCGUGGAGUACGAUGCGCUUUUGCUCGAUCGGUUUCUCGACAUUCUGCAGGAUUUGCACGGAGAAGACAUUCGUGAGACGGUUCAAGAGUGUUACGAGCUCUCCGCAGAGUAUGAAGGGAAGCAUAAUACUCAGAAGUUGGAAGAGCUUGGGAGAGUGAUAACUAGUUUGGAUGCUGGAGAUUCUAUAGUGGUGACCAAAGCCUUUUCCAACAUGCUUAACUUGGCCAAUCUUGCUGAGGAGGUUCAGAUAGCCUACAGGCGGAGGAUAAAGUUGAAAAAACACGACUUGUCUGAUGAGGCUUCUGCAGCUACUGAAUCAGAUAUUGAAGAAACUCUCAGGAGGCUUGUAGGACAACUGAACAAGUCCCCUCAAGAAGUCUUUGAUGCUCUGAAGAACCAGACCGUAGAUCUAGUCCUAACCGCACACCCUACUCAGUCGGUUCGCAGAUCUUUGCUUCAAAAGCAUGGAAGGAUCCGAAAUUGUUUGACACAACUGUAUGCCAAAGAUAUUACUCCUGAUGAUAAGCAUGAGCUUGAUGAGGCUUUGCAGAGAGAGAUACAAGCUGCAUUUCGCACAGAUGAAAUCAGGCGGACUCCUCCAACUCCACAAGAUGAGAUGAGGGCUGGAAUGAGUUACUUUCAUGAGACAAUAUGGAAAGGAGUUCCAAAGUUCUUACGCCGAGUUGACACAGCUUUAAAGAAUAUUGGAAUAAAUGAGCGUGUUCCCUACAAUGCUCCUCUUAUUCAAUUUUCUUCUUGGAUGGGAGGGGAUCGUGACGGCAACCCUAGAGUGACUCCUGAGGUUACAAGGGAUGUAUGCUUGUUGGCAAGAAUGAUGGCUGCUAAUUUGUACUUUUCUCAAAUUGAGGAUCUUAUGUUUGAGCUUUCCAUGUGGCGCUGCAGUGAAGAGUUGCGUGCUCGUGCAGAUGAAUUGCACAGGACCUCAAAAAGAGACGUCAAACAUUAUAUUGAGUUUUGGAAGCAAAUUCCACCAAAUGAGCCUUAUCGAGUUAUUCUUGCUGAUGUUAGAGACAAGUUGUAUGGUACUCGAGAGCGUGCUCGUCAGUUACUGGCAAAUGGGAUCUCUGAUAUUCCUGAAGAGACUGCCUUCACUAGUGUUGAACAGUUUCUGGAGCCUCUUGAGUUGUGCUAUAGAUCACUAUGUGCUUGUGGUGACCGCGCUAUUGCUGAUGGAAGCCUUCUUGAUUUCCUGAGGCAAGUUUCCACCUUUGGUCUGUCACUCGUGAGACUUGAUAUCCGUCAAGAAUCUGACAGACACACAGAUGUUCUAGAUGCCAUCACAAUGCACCUAGGGAUAGGGUCCUACAAAGAGUGGACUGAAGAACGUAGGCAGGAGUGGCUUUUAUCCGAACUCAGUGGGAAGCGCCCUCUUUUUGGUCCCGACCUUCCUAAAACCGAAGAAAUUGCUGACGUGUUGGACACCUUUAAUGUUCUUUCUGAGCUCCCGCCUGACAAUUUUGGCGCCUAUAUCAUCUCAAUGGCAACGGCUCCAUCUGAUGUGCUUGCGGUAGAACUACUACAACGUGAGUGCCAUGUCAAGACUCCACUUAGAGUGGUCCCACUUUUCGAAAAACUUGCUGAUCUGGAGGCAGCACCCGCAGCUGUGGCCCGUUUGUUCUCCAUAGACUGGUACGUGAACCGGAUCAAUGGCAAGCAAGAAGUUAUGAUUGGGUAUUCGGAUUCGGGCAAGGAUGCAGGUCGGCUCUCUGCGGCAUGGCAGCUGUACAAGACUCAAGAGGAGCUUGUGAAGGUGGCAAAAGAAUUUGGGGUUAAACUCACCAUGUUCCAUGGAAGAGGAGGCACCGUUGGAAGGGGAGGUGGUCCCACUCAUCUUGCUAUUCUUUCACAGCCACCAGAUACAAUACAUGGCUCACUACGUGUGACGGUUCAAGGUGAAGUCAUUGAACAGUCCUUUGGGGAAGAGCACUUGUGUUUCAGAACACUUCAGAGGUUCACUGCGGCAACACUUGAGCAUGGAAUGCAUCCCCCUGUUGCCCCUAAGCCAGAAUGGCGUGCUCUUCUUGAUGAGAUGUCUGUCAUUGCCACUAAAGAGUAUCGUUCUGUUGUUUUCCAGGAUCCACGCUUUGUUGAAUACUUCCGCCUUGCAACACCAGAAUUAGAAUAUGGGCGUAUGAACAUUGGGAGUCGACCUGCGAAAAGGAAACCUAGUGGUGGGAUUGAAUCUCUACGAGCAAUUCCAUGGAUCUUUGCUUGGACACAGACAAGGUUUCAUCUACCAGUUUGGCUUGGCUUUGGGGAUGCUUUUAAGCAUGUUAUCGAGAAGGAUAUCAGAAAUCUCCAAAUGCUUAGAGACAUGUACAGGGAAUGGCCUUUCUUUAGGGUCACACUUGACUUGGUUGAAAUGGUCUUUGCAAAGGGUGACCCGGGUAUUGCUGCUUUGUAUGAUAAGCUUUUGGUUUCCAAAGAUCUGUGGCCACUUGGAGAACAGUUAAGGGCCAAGUAUGAACUAACCAAAAGCUUCCUCCUUCAGGUUGCUGGGCACAAGGAUCUUCUUGAAGGGGACCCCUACCUGAGGCAGCGGCUCAAACUCCGUGAUUCUUACAUCACAACUCUCAAUGCUUGUCAAGCUUAUACACUGAAGCGGAUCCGGGACCCGAGCUACAAUGUGACUGUGAGACCCCAUCUGUCCAAGGAGAUAACGGAAGCGAGCAAACCAGCUGCUGAGCUGGUGAUGCUCAACCCCACAAGUGACUAUGCCCCUGGUUUGGAGGACACUCUCAUCUUGACCAUGAAAGGUAUUGCCGCUGGAAUGCAAAACACUGGCUAAGCGUUUUCGAGUCUCUGGUGUUUCUCUUUUUGUACAAUGCCUCCUUUAUAUGUUUAAAUAAGUUGUGAGGAAACAUUCAGGAGAAGACUUAAUACUUGUACUAUUAUUAUUUAUCAAAUAAUCUGUCUUAAUCAUUUUCCAGAAAAAAUAUGGAGACAAUCUUUCUGUUAUCUUUGAGAUCCUUCACUGGUUAUCACCCUCUCAUGCUAGAGGAACCAGGGAUGAUUUUUAUUUUGGAAUUUAAUCUCAAUGUGAAUUUUGCUAAAAUUAUGUUGUACACCCAGUGGUGUUUUUGUCAUUUU
This is a messenger RNA of Cuscuta campestris, 3566 nucleotides long. The record is from the annotation of a GenBank genome assembly. NCBI's taxonomy places the organism in Eukaryota, Viridiplantae, Streptophyta, Magnoliopsida, Solanales, Convolvulaceae.